ACAAGGUGAAAUACUAUUUGUUACUUCAUUACUGAAAAUGUUGUCAUGUUAACAUAACAAGAGAACCGCAUAACGGAUGCCAACGUUCGGCUGCAGGUACAGAUUUGAAUAAAUGAAAGAUUGUCAGAAUUUUUUUUAAGAGGUCACAGUGACAUGUGACCUUUGACCUAGUGACCCAAAUAUGGAUGUGGCGUGUAGAAAUCAUCAAGGUGCAGCUACAUAUAAAGUUUCAAUGUUGUAGAUGGAAGCACUUUCAUUUUAGAACCAAUGUUCAAAAGUUUAACAAAAUUUUAAGGUUUUAGCACGACGCGGACGACACGAUACAGCAAGCUGGUUAUGACAAUACAUUGGAUUUUCUCCGAAAACAGCCGAGCUAAAAAUACAUGAGCACAUUUAUGUACUCUCAAAAAGUCAUGUGGCAUUUUACUUGGCUAUAGCAUUUUAUUAUUGUUUAUGCAGAGAUUUCCAGGGUAACCAAGAAUGAGAUGUGGGCUGAAGUUGCAGAAAUGUUCUCUGCAAAUACCACUGGUCCACAUCGCACAGCAGACCAGCUUGAAAAAAAAUGGGAAAACAAUGUCUCCAAGCACAGGGGAUAUAUAAUGAUCACCAGCGCCUGCUAAGUUUGACUGGAAGUGCUCCCUUCCAGUCAAAAUAUGAUAUUAUAACUGAGUCCGUCAUGGCAGUUGUUGGAAAGGAGAGUGCGGCUGUGCAAGGCGUUGCCCCAUUCACCCUGGAUACAACCUUUAUCCAGUUGACAGACACAAGUCAAGCAACAACAGUUGAACCACCAUCACCUGCACCGCCACAACAAUGUGACAACAGAGCUGUGAAAAGAAGACUCGAUACAAAUGGGGAACAUGCUGUUUCUGCAGUCAAACCAGCUACCACAUGUCUGAACGAACUGAAUGUUCUGAAGAAGAGAAAGAUGGAACUACAAAUUAGACUGUACAAGGCCCAGUUGGCGCGACUUGGCGAAGAAUAA
This is a messenger RNA of Dreissena polymorpha, 982 nucleotides long. RefSeq lists its product as uncharacterized. The record is from RefSeq and is a predicted model, not a curated record. The transcript has 5 exons. The coding region runs from base 563 to 982 and encodes 139 amino acids. Lineage: Eukaryota; Metazoa; Mollusca; Bivalvia; Myida; Dreissenidae.